Molecule: messenger RNA, 1287 nt
Organism: Talaromyces stipitatus ATCC 10500
Lineage: Eukaryota; Fungi; Ascomycota; Eurotiomycetes; Eurotiales; Trichocomaceae
Exons: 2
Coding region: 1-1287 (428 amino acids)
Biological process (GO): phospholipid homeostasis
Molecular function (GO): aminoacyltransferase activity
Source: RefSeq, a predicted model, not a curated record
AUGCGGCGAAAAUCUGAAGAUACAACCAACUUGACUAUUCACCAAACGGUUGGCGAUGAUCUGCGUCAACAAUUGCAGCGUCAGGUUAUAGGCAGCGACCUAUCUCAUGGAAAGCAGCCUCUCUCACCAACCAGCCCUACAGAUGCUUCUCAUUGGCAAACAUGUACAGCAACUGCGUCUUAUGCGGGAUUCAGCGAAGGCUCUCUUAACAGCCAACAUAUCACCUUGAACACCUUUACUCAAACAAGGGCCGUUAACGCUCUCGUGGAGAAAUACGGCCGCAUGUCACAUAUGUUCAUCCGCGAUAAAGGUGCAAACUUCUUCGUAGGCUGCAACGGCAACGCAGCGCUCUGCUUCAAAGUCAAGGCCAAGGUUGCCAUUAUUUUAGGAGAUCCCCUUUGCGAGCCAGACUUGUACAUGGCCAUCGUGGAUGAAUUCGCGCUCUACCGCAAGAAGCGAGGCUGGGACAUCCUCGUCCAGGCCGUUAGCCACGAGUUUACACGACAGGCACGAGAGCGUAACUGGCCGAGUCUAUGCGGCGUCCGCGAACGAGUUCUGAAUCCGCUUACCAAUCCAGUUAUUCAUUGCGAGGCUGGAAAGAGCGGCAAACGCAUGUUGGCACAGAAUAGCUCUGAUACUCCCAAUCGGAAUUUGGAGCUGGAAGAUAAGCUAACGGGGGUGUAUGAGGCGUGGAGACACAAGCGCAACGCUUCUGGUGUACCGCAGCUUCACUCAGCCACGUACGACAUUAUGGCCUUCCCACAAUUGGGGUUGUUCAUUUACACCGUUGACCGAAAUGGGACUGUCAAUGGGGUGGCGGCUCUCCGGAGACUGGCAUCGGGUGGCUACCACGUUGAUCCCUUUGUGAAUGCACCGGGUUCUCAUAAAUGCAUACCUGACUUGCUCAUAUUCGGUGCCCUGUCUGUGCUGAAGGUGAUGGGCGUCUCCUAUCUGAGCUUAGGCGAGGAGAUUUUGACUACAAAUGUAGAGAGCUUUGGAUUUUCCGAGAAACUGCAGCAAAGACGACGAGCUGCAAGUCGCUGGGUUCUCGCAAGACUACCUCCAAGGGAGAAGUCUUUUUUCAAUGAUAAGUACAAACCCGACCCAGAGCUGGAGACCAGGUUGUAUUCGGUUUUUCCUUCUGGGGAGCCUGGCUUGAGGCAUUCAAUAGCCAUGAUGCAGUUCUCCAACAUUAACAUUUGGUCGAUACUGCUUAUGGAGCUGUGGAAAUGGAUAUGUAGCUUGUUUUCUUGGUCCAAAAUACUUUCUGGGAAAGGAGACAACUAA